Malus domestica (apple) is the source of this 1604-nucleotide messenger RNA. The record is from RefSeq and is a predicted model, not a curated record. Lineage: Eukaryota; Viridiplantae; Streptophyta; Magnoliopsida; Rosales; Rosaceae.
UGAGAAGGGAGUGUGAGAGCUUCCAAUUAGAGAGAGAGGGAGAGUCGACAUUUUGGGGGUUUCGCAUUCUCUGCAUGGAGGAAGAGACGGGGAGGAAGAGGAGGAUCGAUGUCAGCAAGGUGCUGGAUAGUCUCGACGACAGCGGCGAUCCGCUUGAGAGGGUGGUUUUGCCGGAGUCAAAGCGGAAAGCUACGGCCGCGGAGGAGCAGCCGCCGAAGCAGUCCGGAAUGGGGGGCGGUGAUCAGCAGCGGGAUUAUUUAUUCGAGGACAUAGGCGAUCGCGAGCUGGAGGAGAAGAUUAAGCGGCAGAAGAGUAACAUUGAGAAACUGAGCCGCAGCUUGCCGGACAAAGGCGAAAAGCUCCGGGUGGCUCUUAUGCUGUUGGAGGACGAAAAGGAGCGGAGAAGAUGCAGUCUGCUUGAAAAGAACACCAGUAGGUGGGAGGAGCUCGCACAAGCCACGAGCUGUAAAAACAGAAACAUGGAUGAUUCUACUGGCUUCAAAAAUGAGACUGCAGCACCUCUGGCAAAGCCAAAGUCUGAAUUUGCUUGCCAUUUUGAACAAAAGAUGGAAGAAAAGUCUGAUUCUAGGACAGCCAGUGAAACUCAAACAGAAUCAUCUCUUCUUCCAUGCAACCGGCAGAGCAUGAAAAGCAAUGGAAAGUUAUUGCAAAAAGGAGGACGGAAAGGUCGAUCUUCAUCAAGAUACGUACCUCGUCAAUGCUCUAGCAGUUUUAAUCAUAAACAAGAAAAAUGUUCUCCUUCAAAUGGUGGUCAUAAAGGCGGGGCUUCUUUCCCUUGUUCACUUCGCCACGUUGCAGAAGACUUGUCUAGUUGUGGCAGAAACUGGAAUGAUGCUUCUCAAAUAAAUGGUUCAAGGCAUCAAAAGGGUCAGACAGUUGUAGAAAUUCUGGAUGAGGAGGAUGCUGAACCUGCGGACACAGCAGAGCAAGAAGAAGAACUUCCCGAGGGCAUUAGCAAGGUUAAGAUCUACUACCCAUCAAGAAAUGAUCCAAAAUCUGUAGAAAUCUGUUAUGCGGACAUUGGGUGCCUUGAUCCUGAAGGCUACUUGACAUCAACUAUCAUGAACUUCUACAUUCGAUAUCUACAACAACAAACAUCCCCAACAGACAGAGCGUUACACAACUUUCAUUUCUUUAAUACAUUUUUUUAUGAGAAACUCAAGGAGGAUGUAGCAUAUAAGGGGGACGACAAGGACUCAAAAGCUCUUAUCAGUAGAAUUAGGACAGCUUUUUUUGUGUAUAACAAGAAGAUAAAAACUACUCCUAUUCCUAUGAUGGGAGUACCAAGGAUACAGCGCCUGGUGGCAGGAAGUGAAAGGCUUCUGUCUGGCAGGAGAGCCUCAGAUAUCCCCAAAAUAUUGCUUGAAGAAAAACUGCGGGAUUUCCUGAGCGACCACGGAGCUUCCUUAUGGUCCCAUCGGCGAAAUGAAUAUGAUUGUGGUCUAUUUGUCCUUUUCUUCAUGGAGCGCUUCAUCGAAGAGGCCCCUGAAAGGCUGAAAAUGAAAGAUUUGUCAAUGCGGUUGGUGCUUCUGAAGAAUGAACCGGCAUAUGGGAUACUGACUGAAUCCGGUGCACAGAUGUAG